GUUUUCCCUCUCGGCCGAGGGCGGGUCGCUCCGUAUUGUUCAGUCAUGGCGGCAGCUGCCGAUGACAGGGAGAAGCGUCCUGGCGAGCCCGAGGCCCGGUCCCAGGCCCCAGGGUCGCCCCCGGGCGACAGGGCCAGCUUCGAAUGCAACAUAUGCCUGGACACGGCCAGGGAUGCGGUCAUCAGUAUGUGCGGACACCUCUUCUGCUGGCCCUGUCUCCACCAGUGGUUGGAGACGAGACCUGAUCGACAGGAGUGUCCCGUCUGCAAAGCGGGCAUCAGCGCGGAGAAAGUCAUCCCGUUGUACGGGCGCGGGGGCAACAGUCAAGAGGACCCCAGGCUGAAGACCCCACCCAGACCCCAGGGACAGAGGACGGAUCCCGGACAUAGAGGGGGCUUUGGUGACACUGGUUUCCACCUGUCGUUUGGGAUCGGAGCAUUUCCCUUUGGGUUCUUCACCACUGUCUUCAACUCCACCCACAACCCGCACAACGGAGAGCGUGGAUACGAUCACCCCGCCAGUGACUGGGACUCCUUCCUCGGGGCCAAUCGCGGAGCCGCCAGCAACAAUAACUGGGACUCCCUCUUCCUCUUUAUCGCUGUCUUCUUCUUCUUCUGGCUGCUCAGCGUCUGAGCUGCUUCCCCUGGGGUGGGGGUGCGCGGGGUAGACUGCUGGAUUACCCCGCUGUGGAUCAAUAAAGACUUGGCCUAUUCCUCA
Mobula hypostoma (lesser devil ray) is the source of this 717-nucleotide messenger RNA. It is a transcript of the gene rnf5, whose product is annotated as ring finger protein 5. The transcript has 6 exons. Gene Ontology annotation, molecular function: ubiquitin protein ligase activity; ubiquitin-like protein conjugating enzyme binding. The record is from RefSeq and is a predicted model, not a curated record. NCBI's taxonomy places the organism in Eukaryota, Metazoa, Chordata, Chondrichthyes, Myliobatiformes, Myliobatidae. Gene Ontology annotation, biological process: ubiquitin-dependent protein catabolic process. Gene Ontology annotation, cellular component: endoplasmic reticulum. Bases 46 to 633 code for a protein of 195 amino acids.